Molecule: messenger RNA, 4358 nt
Organism: Pristis pectinata (smalltooth sawfish)
Lineage: Eukaryota; Metazoa; Chordata; Chondrichthyes; Rhinopristiformes; Pristidae
Gene: panx1a
Product: pannexin 1a
Exons: 5
Coding region: 1311-2645 (444 amino acids)
Biological process (GO): monoatomic cation transport; positive regulation of interleukin-1 production
Molecular function (GO): channel activity
Source: RefSeq, a predicted model, not a curated record
CUGAAAUAAAAAUCAGAAAACUACUACAAUACUGAGAUGGUCAGGUGCCACAUUGAAGAUCAAGACUGAGCUGGUAUUUUCAGUCACCAAUGCCUUGUUGGAGAGUGGCAAAUAUUCCAGAUGUCCUGAUAUUCAAAAAGUGGCUUACAUUACUAGAUUGCAUGAAUUCAAAUUAGACAAAUCCAAAAAUAAAGCAAUAUUGGAAAGCAAAAAAAAACUACAGAUGCUGGAUCCUCGAAAUAAAAGCAGAAAUUAUUGAAAAUACUCAGCAUUCAGGCAGUAUCUUUGGAAAGAGAAACAUGGUUAAUGUUUCAGGUGAAUAAUGUUUCAUUUGAACAAGGAAAAGUUAGAAUCGAACAUAUGGAAAGAGCAAAGAAAAUGUUUGUGAAACCAUGGAGACCAAAUGAGAGUGAGUGACGGAAGGUGGUGCUGCUAGCUGAGCGAGGGCGGUAAAAGCUUGUUAAUGGCUGCUGAUCUAUCUGGAGGACAUGUGACAGAAAAAACAAAAAAUCUAUACUGGAACUGUGAGUUGUUAGAACAGGCAGUUGCUGGAAAUACCCUCCAGGUCAAGCGGCAUCUGCAAUGAGAGAAAAACUGAAUCACCUUCCUUCAGAAUUAGUUCUGAUACAAACUGAAAAGGCUGGUUAACUGAAAUUGUCAUUUUGCGUCUUUCAGUCUUAGUUUCCACCCUCUCGCAGGCAAUCUCUUUGUUCUCAGCACCCGCCCCGAUCUCUGCAUCUUGAAACAUGUUUGAUUUAUAGUUUUUCCAAACUCUGAUGAAAAGUCAUCGACCUAACACUUAACUCUUUUUUUGUCUCGGACAAUUUGAAUUAAGCGAUCGGAUCACGGAGGAGAAUCUUAAUACCGCGAAAGCGUAAUGAAUAGGACAUUGCUCUGAUUGAAUUGAACAAGGACUCUUUGAUUGAACGGGACCUCUGCUCCCCGGAGACCACCCUCGGCUUGCACUGUUAUGGUGCAACACUGUACCACUUUCCCUUUGUGCCUGAGAUCGGAACCUCCUCCUGGCGGGGCAGCAGCUGACAAGAGCCGGGGAAUCCGGAAGUGCGGUUCCUGCAAACAAAGUUCGAGCCGGUACACGUGAAAGUGAGAGGUCGAGGUGGCCGAGAAGUGCCGCUGAGUGGGGGCAGCGAGAAGGAGCCGUGCCAGAUCCCGACCAUGCCCAGGGCAGGGAAACAGGGACUCUCACUGUCCUGACGCUGCGCGCCGUCCAGGUCAUGGCAACGAGUUCGGUUGUUUAGCUGCAGAAAAGCUCGCUCUUUAUUUAUUCCGUGAAGCGAGCCGGCGAGGCGAUGACCAUCACACACGCCGCGGCCGAGUACGUCUUCUCGGACUUUCUCCUCAAGGAGCCGGCCGACUCCCGGCUGAAGGCGGUGAGGCUGGAGCUGGCCGUGGACAAGCUGGUGACGCUGGUGUCGGCCGGCCUGCCUCUGCUGCUCAUCUCCCUGGCCUUUGCGCAGGAAAUCUCGAUAGGUACCCAAAUUAGUUGCUUCUCUCCAAGUUCGUUCUCUUGGCGACAAGCAGCUUAUGUGGAUGCUUACUGCUGGGCCUCACUACAUCGGCCUUCCCAAAAGAAUGAUUCGGAGCGAUUACCACUGUGGCUUCAUAAGAUUUUUCCAUAUGUACUCCUGCUGGUGGCUAUUCUUAUGUAUGUUCCGGCCUUGUUCUGGAGGUUUACUGCAGCACCUCAGCUAUAUGGCGACUUGACUUUUAUCAUUGAGGAGCUUGAUAAGGCCUAUAAUCGUGGAAUCAGAUUAGCACAGCACAUUGUCAACACCAGUGGAUUAGAUGCGAACAGCUGCUUUGAAUCCUUUAGAGAACAAAGUGGUUCAAAGGAGAAGAGAGAGAAUUUUUUUCAGUUUCCAAUUGUGGAGCGUUAUUUGAAAUCAAAAGAAGACUCCUGCAGCAUGUUGACGAUGUAUCUUAUACGCAAAGGCCUCGCUCUCACUUUUCUUAUCUUUGCCUGCAUCUACUUGGGAUAUUACAUCUCUCUGACCUUCCUUCCGGACGAAUUCAAAUGUUCAGUCAAAACAGGCAUUUUGGGAAAUGAAACAAGCAUACCAGAUUUUUUUCAGUGUAAGCUUAUUUCUGUUGGAAUUUUUCAACUUCUGAGUAUUGUCAACAUUGUUGUGUAUAUCCUCCUCAUCCCAGUCACGGUGUACAGUAUGUCUUUUCCUUUAAGAAACAACCUCACUUUUCUGAAGGUCUAUGAACUUCUGCCGCAGUUUGAGGUGAUCAUGGUUACUGAAGGCUGUUGGAAUGACUUGAGCCUCUACCUUCUAUUUUUGGAAGAAAACAUCAGUGAAGUGAAAUCACAUAAGUGUCUUAAAGUAUUGGAACACAUAAGAGGGAAGGAAUUGCUGGAGCCUCCAUCAUUGACGGAUGCAAUGUUGCCUUUAAUAGCCCUGGGACAAGUCAAGUCAGAUAUGAUAGAUGGUUUGAUCAAAACCAAGAAGGCUGAGCAGAAAUCGGAGUCUGACACAGACCUGAAUGCAACACAACUGAAAGUUAUAACUAAACCAGAUUCUGUGGAUGAUGGCACCAGAUCUGCUGAUGAAGAAAGGGAUGAGUCCUCGGCUGUAAGGCAAAGACUUCUGGAAUCUCAGAUCUACAGUUCAAAUUGUUAAGAUGUAUGGACUUUGGCUGUGUGGAUUCUGUUCCAAAAGACAUACUCAUCAUUUGUUUGUGGCAGUAUUAGCAAACUAAGUAUUUAUUGGAGGUUUAUUCCAUUAUUUCUUAAUUUAAUUGUUUAAUUAACUGGGAGAGUGUUCAUUCUGAAAAUGGAUAUUUCAUUAUUUUUGUAUUUCACACAUUUUUAUAAGUUUGUAAUAUCAAUGUUUUAGUAAGAAUAUUGAGGAAGCUCAAAAGAGAAUGCAAAUUGACACACCUGGUUAAAGUUAAUCAGGAAAUUGUCUGAGUUGAAUUCAGUUCUCAAUGUGGCAUUUAAAAAUGUUUUGAAUUUUUACUGACACGAAUGAAGUUAUUUCAUCUCUAAUUAGUUUAUGAGAAUACUGGAUAGAUGAUGAGCCUUUGGCUUAAAAGUAGAAUUCCUACCACAAGUAAAGAAGGUGAAUAGUUGAACCACCAUUCUUGGAAGAUUCUGUGAGAUGAAACUGUAUGGAAUUUGAACUCUUUCCUUGUAAAUAGCUCAAGAAUCUCCCAUAUAAGACUUGAAUGGGUAAGCUACAACAGAGGAACUACAUUGUUAAUGAUGUAGUAAAACAAACUUUUUUUAUAUUGGUCAGAUAUAGAUGCUGUAUAACAUAACUUGCAUACUGGGAGGAUUUUGGCAAAAUCUCUCUCAUUUACAGGUAUAUGAAAAUUUUCAUGUCUAGUCAUGAGGUAAAACUUCAUUGUAACACCUCCAAGAUCUUUACACAGUUGUUCAGUCACAGUCACCACUUCCCCUGUGCAAAUUGUUGUUACUUUUGAGAUUUUGCAUGCACACAUUGCCCAGACUUUUAUUCGCACUCUGUUUACUGGACUAUUCAUUCAUUGAUCAUUGUGAAUAGCAGGAAAAUAACUGCUGGUUACCACAGAAUGAAAUACCAAUCUUGUCAGUAAGUUCUGGUUGGAGUGGGAUUUCCUCAUGUUUUUUUUCCAUGAGAUUCUAUUCCAUAAAUUGUCUACUUUUCUUGUGUGGACAGGUUUCAUAAUCAGUGUUAGGAACCAAUUUAAUAACGAUUUACAAAGCAGCUGGCUAAAUAAGGACUUUCCCACUGACAGACUUACACAGAUUGGGAUAACAAGAAACUGGAAAAUGCUGGAUUAUAGCAGGAAGUCAGCACUUGAAGAAAGGAGGUUCUGAAAUUUUAGGUGCAUUAUACAUCACACAUCUCUGUUUCACCAGUGUUCCUGUUUUUAUAAAUUCAGAUUUGCAGUUUUUCCUUUAUUUUUCAAACUUUAGGGAUUAUUAUUAUGGAAUUUUCAAGAAUGUUUACUGCAGAAUUUAGGAAAAAAUGUGCCAGUGGUUUUCUAUUAAAAUGAUUUAAAAUUCUGCCAGCAUUUUUUCCAGCUUUGUAUUUAUUCUUUGUCAUGAGAUUGUAACCUUCAAUUGUAACAAUACUUCAUACUACAAAAAACAUGCACAGCUGCUCUAAUUUAUUAAGAGUUCUAAGAUAAUAUAUGCCUUUAACUUUGGAACAGAGGUAUAGAUAUGAAAAUAUCAGCUAUUUUUUAACUAUUUUAAAAUGUACCAAUCUGCUUAAAACAUGCUCGAAUUCUUAUUUUGCAAGAACAUUAGUGUUCUAUUCAGCCCGUUAUUUCUGUUCUCACAUUCAACCAAAACAUUACUUAGUUGUACAUCAUUUCACUUCCCUGUUGUUAUUCUGUAUCUUUUG